Messenger RNA from Lonchura striata (white-rumped munia), 2344 nucleotides. It is a transcript of the gene PRKAA2, whose product is annotated as protein kinase AMP-activated catalytic subunit alpha 2. The record is from RefSeq and is a predicted model, not a curated record. Gene Ontology annotation, biological process: protein phosphorylation; intracellular signal transduction. Gene Ontology annotation, molecular function: AMP-activated protein kinase activity; ATP binding. Lineage: Eukaryota; Metazoa; Chordata; Aves; Passeriformes; Estrildidae. Gene Ontology annotation, cellular component: cytoplasm.
GCCGGCCCGGCCCUGUGCAUUGUGGUCCGGCGGCGGGGGGCGAACAUGGCCGAGAAGCAGAAGCACGAUGGGCGGGUGAAGAUCGGCCACUACGUGCUGGGGGACACGCUGGGGGUCGGCACCUUCGGCAAAGUCAAGAUUGGUGAACACCAGCUGACAGGGCACAAAGUGGCAGUGAAAAUACUGAACAGGCAGAAAAUCCGCAGCCUGGAUGUGGUGGGCAAGAUCAAACGAGAAAUUCAAAACCUGAAACUCUUCCGGCACCCUCACAUUAUCAAACUGUACCAGGUCAUCAGCACACCGACAGACUUCUUCAUGGUGAUGGAAUACGUGUCUGGGGGUGAAUUGUUUGAUUACAUCUGUAAGCACGGACGUGUGGAGGAGGCAGAAGCUCGGCGCCUUUUCCAGCAGAUCCUCUCUGCAGUGGAUUACUGCCACAGGCACAUGGUGGUGCACAGGGACCUGAAGCCAGAGAACGUGCUGCUGGAUGCACACAUGAAUGCAAAGAUAGCUGAUUUUGGACUGUCCAACAUGAUGUCAGAUGGUGAAUUUCUACGCACCAGCUGUGGUUCCCCAAAUUAUGCAGCCCCUGAAGUCAUCUCUGGAAGGCUCUAUGCUGGCCCCGAGGUGGACAUCUGGAGCUGUGGUGUCAUCCUCUACGCCCUGCUGUGUGGCACUCUGCCUUUUGACGAUGAGCACGUCCCCACCCUGUUCAAGAAGAUCCGUGGGGGAGUGUUUUACAUCCCUGAAUACCUCAACCGCUCCGUGGCCACGCUCCUCAUGCACAUGCUGCAGGUGGACCCCCUCAAGAGAGCCACCAUCAAGGACAUCAGGGAACACGAGUGGUUCAAGGAGGAGCUGCCCAGUUACCUGUUCCCCGAGGACCCUUCCUACGACGCCACGGUGGUGGACGACGAGGCGGUGCGCGAGGUGUGCGAGAAGUUCGAGUGCACCGAGUCGGAGGUGCUGAACAGCCUCUACAGCGGCGACCCCCAGGACCAGCUGGCCGUGGCCUACCACCUGGUCAUCGACAACCGCCGCAUCAUGAACCAGGCCAGCGAGUUCUACCUGGCCUCCAGCCCCCCCACCGGCUCCUUCAUGGACGACAGCGCCCUGCACAUCCCCCCGGGCAUGAAGCCGCACCCCGAGCGGAUGCCGCCGCUCAUCGCCGACAGCCCCAAGGCUCGCUGUCCCCUGGACGCCCUCAACACCACCAAGCCAAAGCCCCUGACUGUCAAAAAGGCCAAGUGGCACCUGGGGAUCCGCAGCCAGAGCAAACCCUACGACAUUAUGGCCGAGGUGUACCGGGCCAUGAAGCAGCUGGACUUCGAGUGGAAGGUGGUGAACGCCUACCACCUGCGGGUGCGCCGCAAGAACCCCGUGACCGGCAACUACGUGAAGAUGAGCCUGCAGCUCUACCAGGUGGACAACCGCAGCUACCUGCUGGACUUCAAAAGCAUCGAUGACGAGGUGAUGGAGCAGAGGUCUGGCUCCUCCACGCCACAGCGCUCCUGCUCGGCCGCGGGCUUGCACCGGCCGCGCCUGAGCAUCGACGCGGCCGCGGCCACCGAGUGCCAGUCUCUGAUGGGCUCCCUGAGCGGCUCCUUCGUGGGCAGCAUCCCCUCGGUGCCCCCUCGCCUGGGCAGCCACACCAUGGACUUCUUUGAGAUGUGUGCCAGCCUCAUCAUGGCCCUGGCCCGCUGAUGCGUCGGCCCCUCUGCGCGCUGUGAGGAUCCGCGCUGACUCGUCCGCCCCUCCUUCCUCUGCUCCCUUCUUCUUCCUCCUCCUCCUCCCCUCACUGCCCCACAGAGCCAGGGCCAGACCCAAAACGUGCUCCCCUCUAGCGAGGCACCAAGGAAAUUAACUUCAGACCUCUCCUUGUGCCUGGCGAAAUGUAUCCAAUACCUUUUUUAUUUUUCUUUCCUUGCAAACCCCAUGGGAAAUGUUAAGGCUGUAAAGUAACAAACGUUAUCACUGAGUUUUUGGAAAACACCUCCCCCCUGGUUCAUCCUGAGAUAAUGGGGGCAUAGCCACACUUCCUGCAGGGAGUUUGGUGUUUCCCUGAUGCUGUGCAGAGCAGGGGCAGGCUGGGCUGAGCCAGGGCAGAGGAGUUAACCCGGAGCUCUGUGAGAUGGAGUGGAGGGUGACGAAGCAGCUCUGCAGUGUUCACACCCAGGUGCCAGCCUCUCUUAACACUUUUCUCCCCAAAGCAGCAGCUGCUUAGAUGCUUCUGCACUAGUGCAAUAUGACCUCCCUCCCCUCUCUUUUUCCCUCUGCUGAAGAUGGGCAGGGAAGGUGGGAUGUGCAAAGGUCCUGGUGCAAACCUGCUGUGGGGAGGCCACUC